CUCUGUUCGUGUCUGUUUCGGGAGGGAGGGAGAGAGAGAGAAAGAGAGAGAGAGAUUUUCAUCCAAAUCCAUAUCUAUUUUUUAAUCCUCGUCUGUGCGUAAACGUUGGUUGCUGCCUUCGCGAGGAGACUAUUUCACAAUGCAACGCUUUUAAUAAUCUUUACGUAAUAUUCAACAACCUUAUAUCUUUUGAAGUGCGCAUUUGUUUUAAACUUCAAUCUUCCCUCCGACACUUGGACAGCAUCAUGACCAGUUUGUGGAAUCGCAUCCCUUUGGAAUGGUGGGAAUUACGCAGCGAGCUGCCGGAGAGCAUGUAAACGCAAAUGGAGUUUGGGAUUUAUUGCAAAAUAUGGGAAAGAUGACCGUCCUGUCUUUGUGUUUUCUCUUGUGCGCUGAUCUACUGCAAGUAGCUGUUGGAUAUCUGACUGUAACGAUAGAGCCCUUGCUACCAGUUGUUGUGGGAGAAACGGUGACUCUAAAGUGCAACUUUAAGACAGAUGGAAGAUUGAGAGAGAUCGUUUGGUACAGGGUUACUGACGGAGGUACAAUUAAGCAGAAGAUUUUUACGUACGAUGCUAUGUUCAAUACCAAUUACUCCCAUAUGGAGGAUUACCGCAGACGGGAAGAUCUGGUGUAUCAAUCGACGGUCCGGCUCCCAGAGGUCCGGAUCUCAGACAAUGGACCUUAUGAAUGCCAUGUAGGAAUCUAUGACCGAGCAACACGGGAGAAGGUCGUCCUGGCAUCAGGGAACGUUUUGCUCACGGUCAUGUCUCCACCCAACAACAUCUCAGUGGUGGCAGAGAACACGCCAGCACCAUUCAGCCGCUACCAGGCCCAGAACCUCACUCUGGUCUGCAUUGCCAAAGGAGGCAAACCAGCUCCAUCGGUAUACUUCAAGCGGGACGGAGAGUUGAUAGAGGUAAUAUCCUACGUUUCGCCCACUGUGGGUUACGAGGGUGCCGGCUCCGCUGGUGUGCGUGGAGCCAGACCUCUGAUCAGCAGGGAUCUGGAUGACACUAAGCUGAGGAAGUCUCUAUCUCUGCUGGGUCCGGAUGGCAAGCCCGGACGCCUCUACACGGAGAGCCCUGGGCGGAGCUACAUGGCCAGACAGCCCGGCCAAGAGCCCAGCCCGGCCACAGAGACCAUCCCAGAGACAGUGGUAAGCCGGGAGUUCCCUCGCUGGGUUCAGAGUACAGACCCCCUGUACUUCUUCAGCAACACACACAUUCCCCAGAGUGAUGGGUCUGUGCUGGUUCAGGCCAAGCUUACCUGGACGCUGAAUCCACAGUUGGACAACGACGCCCUGUUUAGCUGUGAGGUCACACACCCGGCUCUCUCUAUGCCUAUGCAGACUGAGGUCAUACUGGCGGCUCCUAAAGGCCCCAGGCUUGUGAUAUCCCCUACCAGGGCAAAGGUAGGGGAUACGGUUCGCAUCACCGUCCAAGGUUUCCAGGUAGGAUCUCCAGUGAAUGAGGUGUUUCCUGAGCCUCUGUUCACCUGGACUCGGGUGGGCGGCAGACUCCUGGACGGCAGUGCCGAGAAAGAUGGGAAGGAACUGGUGUUGGAACGAGUGCCUGCAGAACUCAAUGGCUCCAUGUACCGCUGCACGGCCCAGAAUCCAUUGGGCUCCACUGACACACACACACGCCUCAUUGUUUUUGAAAACCCAAGUAUGAUGAAAAACACACAGAAUCCAAACAAUGGAGCUCCUGGUUUGCACAAGUUUGGACUGAUAUGCCUACCACUUAUUCUCACAGUGACUGUUGAAUUGACGUGAAUAUCCAUGAUUCAGACGCACACAAACACGCCUCCUCUCCAGUCAGGCACACACACACACUCAUGCACACACUUCACACACAGGCACACAAGCCUUCUCCAGACCAUGACUGCUUUCAUCUGUGGGAUGAACCUGAACCCCCCAACAGGGGGCGCACCAUCCUAUUUUUGUGAACACAAAAAAAGAUCCAAAUGGAGAUGAUGAUAAUAUCGCUGAUUAAAAAAUAAGAUGAAAUGAAAAUAACAUGCUGAAUAUGAGAAAAAACACCACCUCACCGUCUACCCCUUUCCACACAGAAAGUUUUUUUUUCUCCUUAAACUUGCCUGUCAAUCAACAGAGACCAGUCGUUUGGAAAAGCAAAAAGGCAUUUGGGGUUUGAACAAAUAUCGAGCUGAACAAAAAUCUCAUGCGUGUGGAGAAAAGACAUUAAGGAAUUGUGGGUUGCUGACAAAGCUGUCACUUCAAUUCCAACUAGCCGUUCUUGAGUUGUCUCCAUAGAAUUACUGCACACUGACACAAACAGGACUCGAACACACCCCCUUUUUAAGGACCAUAUUUUACGCCAUUUGUGUUUUUUGGUCACAAUAUUUUUCCGUUUUGUUUUCUUGAAUGCUCGCGGCUGGAAUGUAACAAAAAAAGAGACAAUACAAAACGUCCUGUGACAUUUUAUUGCAAAGAAAUGGAAGAUCCUCUUUUUAAGUGUAUUUUGUGUACAUCCCUGUAAAUAAUGAAAAGUAUAUUACAGAGCAGAAAAAAAUACAAAUAAUAAUUAAUACGGGUUUGGGAGAAAGAUGCAAGGGGGUAUAGCAGGUAAUGGCUUUAUUGCGUGCAUCUGGUUAUCCCCAACCGAAAUCCAACCCAGGCUUUUAGAAAAACUGUGAAAUCAGUGGCCUUUCUAUGAUCUGAUUUCAUGCGUUCAGUAUCUAUGACAUCCGUGUGACUGUUUUCAACCGCAGAGGAAAGGCGACAGCUUUUCUCUGGGGUUGUUGGUGCAUGUGACGUUCAAAGAGGAUUUCCCUCCUCAUCUGUUUGUCGCCUACCUGUCCUUAAGUUUUUUGUCGCAUAUUCAGUGACCUGCAUCGUGUACAGUCCUUCUCUCUAAUCUAACAGUUACUGCUAGGAUCAUGUUAGCCACCAUUAUGGCCCCUCCAUCCCCCAAAGGAAGCUCAAGUGAAGCCAAGUGUAAACAGGGUUGUUGCAUUUGUUUCAUAUCACCUGUAUUAAAAAUGGAGAUGAUCAAUUAAAAUGACUGGAGUGUGA
Messenger RNA from Rhinichthys klamathensis goyatoka, 3037 nucleotides. It is a transcript of the gene igsf21a, whose product is annotated as immunoglobin superfamily, member 21a. Bases 278 to 1777 code for a protein of 499 amino acids. Gene Ontology annotation, cellular component: adherens junction. NCBI's taxonomy places the organism in Eukaryota, Metazoa, Chordata, Actinopteri, Cypriniformes, Leuciscidae. Gene Ontology annotation, biological process: heterophilic cell-cell adhesion; homophilic cell-cell adhesion. The record is from RefSeq and is a predicted model, not a curated record. The transcript has 10 exons.